GAAUUUUUAGGGAUUCAAUUGUCAAAGAGCAGUUGGUUAUUGAUUUGGCAUGUUAGAAUUGAGCUGGAUACUGAAUCUCAAUGUCUCAUUGGGGUUUGCUGACAUGAGCUAAUCAUCAAUUCUCUUCCACUAAAAUUCAUUUUCCCUUUUGUUUUUUUUUUCUAACACCGUAUUCGGGCAUCAGAUGUGGCAAAAAAGUUAAUGAUUCUCUCCUUUUCUGUCUGUCUUAUUCACAACAAAUCCUCCUACUCUCUCUCUCUGUUAUCUACACAAAACAAGACUUGUCCCUGGAGCAGUCUCAUAUGCACUAUCUCUAAAACUGAGCAGCUUCAUCCACCACCAGUACUAGCAGUGAACUGUAAUCUGUCAUCAAAACCACUCUUAUUAGCUAAUAAUCUUGGCCUUUCUUCUGCAGCAGUUACUAGACAAUGGGUUUCUCGUUUUAUUCUGUACUUUCCAUGCAGAACCCAUAAAAGUUUCUGCAUUUUCUGAUGAUUUCUGGCCUCUGCAUUUUUGACACUCCAGUUUGGGGUCUGCUCUGAAAUGGGUUUCCUCAAAGUUUCAUGGGUUGUUUUGCUUUCUUGGGCCUUCUCUGUUUUGUGUUCCAGAGGCCAUGGUGCUACUCCAGAGUUCUCCGUGAAGUUCUUAAAGGCUCCUCAUGCAUUCUCUCACCUCAACUAUGCCAAGUUUGUCUUUGAGGUUUUGGAAGGUGGAAGUGGGGUUUGCUCGAACUGUACAGUCAGUUGUAAGCUGGAUUAUGGCUCUUCUUCAGAUUGUGGAGCUGGGAAUGUUUUGUACUCUGGCUUGGAGGAUGGAAAUCACACAUUUGCGGUCUGUGCAAAUGGGUCCCAAGGAGCAGGCUGCUCUACCUACAAUUGGACUGUUGACACUGUACCUCCCACAGCAUUUGUAACGGCAUGGAGGCCUUUUACAAACGCUCUGAAUGUUUCUGUAAACAUUUCUUUCAGUGAACCUUGUGCUGGUGGAGGAGGUUUCCAAUGUCCAUCAGUGAAUGCCUGUAACCUACUGGUCUAUGGUGCUGGCCAAGUCAUCCCCUCUUCACUUUUGGUUCUGGAGCCAAACCUCAAAUAUUCUCUUCUUGUGGGUAUAUCAUCUGACAUUCUGUAUGGACGAAUCAUAUUGGUAAUGGAUAAAAAUUUUUGCACCGACACAGCAGGGAACAUAUUUACAAGAUCAGCAAAUUCUAGCUUCUACGUUCAUUUUGAUAGAAGAAGUGUGUUUGUUGACCUGAGAACUCAUGUUCCUGAAAAGCUGCUUCAACUAAAUGGGGCAAAAAGAAUGGUUCAGGCAACUAAUAGUUACAAUAAUUUAGAGGUGUAUUUAUACUUCUCAGCACCUGUUCUCAAUUCAUCAACUGAAAUUCUGAAUUCUCUGAAAACAAGUCAGGGCAAACUUUUUCCAAUUAGUGGAAAAAACGCUGGUAAUCGCAGAUUUGGCUUCCUGGUUGCCAAUGUAUCUAGCAUUGCUAUAAUCACAAUAAGCCUUGAUUUGAAUUCUACAAUAAGCAGGCAAGGGACACCGGUUUCUCCGUUUGAACCAGUAACUUUUCUUUAUGAUUCUCAGAGGCCAGCUGUCAGAUUAAGCACCACAUCCGGUAUGAGGACAAAAGAGAAGAGUAUUCUUACUAACAUAAAGUUCAAGAAGCCUAUUUUCGGGUUCAAUUCGUCACUUUUAUCCAUCUCAGGGGGACAUCUGCAAAGCUUUCAUGAAAUUACCAAGAGCAUGUACAUUGCGGAGAUAGGAACAGAUGGUGAUGUUGUUUCUGUCAGUGUCCGUGAAAAUGUAACUGCAGAUGUUGCUGGAAAUCAAAAUUUGGCAUCUAAUAUUCUCCAAGUGAAACAUUAUAAUACACCUAUAAUAUCUUCAGUGAUAUCUACCUUUGCAACUGCAACUUUUUUGCUGACAUCUGCUGCUUCUGGGCUGCUAACACUGUCUACUGCAAGCCUUCAAUCUGUGGGGGCAUUUUCAAGAGUACCUUCUUCUUUGGUGUCCGAUCCUGCAAGGAAUCUUAUUAGAAGUGCAUGCCACAUCCAAGUUUUUGCAAUGUCUAGGUGGUUGGCAGUCACACUUCCAGUGGAAUAUUAUGAACUUGCAAGGGGUUUAGAAUGGAGUAUUCCUUACUUCAUUCUCCCAUGGGAGAGUGGGUAUGUUCAGUCAGUUAUGGUUGGAUCAAGCUCCCCAGGCAGCUCACAGUCUUUCAUUUCGAGAACUUAUAAUAGAGGAAUUUCCAAAGGUAUACAGCCAAAAGAAGAGAAUAUGAAAGCCGCUGCUCCAGCAUAUGGUUUACCACUUACCCCAAUGGAGUAUGGAUCAUUUUUUGAGAGUCAAAGCAUGAUACCGGAAGCCGAAUAUAUUUUAGAUGAACAGCACCUGAAUGGGUGGAAGGAUUUUGAUAGAAUCAUGUUCUGGUUAGCUGUGAUUGGUGGCAGUUUACUAUUGCUGCAUGCAUUACUCUUGAUCAUUCUAAAAUUGAAGAAGCCAUAUUCUGAAAACUACAGUCAUGGAGCACUUAUCUUCCCAAGAUUUGAGAUAUUUCUUGUAAUCCUUGCGCUACCUGGUAUCUGUGAGGCUUCUGCUGCGCUUGUUCGAGGAGGAGCACGGGUGGGGGUUAUAAUUGGCAUUCUGUUGCUUACUAUUGUGGCUUUCCUGCUGCUGUCUUUGCUGUUGUUUCUCUCAGUUGGAAUUACACUAGGAAAGCUGCUUCAGUACAAGGAAGUUCAUCAAGAAGGCCAGAGAUUUCACUGGUAUCAAGAUAUUGUCCGAGCUACUCUUGGUCCUGGGAAAAAAGGGCAAUGGUCAUGGAAAAACAAAGAAAAUUCUGUCUUUCUAAUCCUGUUAGGCCCUCUUUUUGAAGAUUUAAGAGGUCCUCCAAAAUACAUGCUCUCACAGAUCUUGGGGAGCAAUCCCCAAAAGCAGGAUGAUAGAAUCAUUGCCUCUGAUGAUGAAACAGAAGAUGCUGAAGCGCCUUUCAUUCAGAAGUUGUUUGGAAUACUAAGAAUAUACUACACAUUCCUAGAAUCCGUAAAACGAGUUAUUCUGGGGAUCUUGGCCGGUUCCUACUUGAAUAAGUGGUCCUCUAAAACUCCAACAAUUAUUUUAUUAUGCAUUACUUCUUUUCAGCUCUUUUUCAUUAUUCUUAAGAAGCCUUUUAUCAAGAAAAAAGUGCAGCUAGUAGAAAUCAUCUCUGUUUCAUGUGAAGUGGGCAUGUUUGCAACUUGUUUGGUUCUCUUGGAAAAGGAAUUUUCUGCAAAGGAUGAGACUAUGGUUGGAAUCAUCAUGGUUAUGCUGUUUUUAUUAGGAUUCUUGGCACAAAUGAUCAAUGAACUAUACGCUUUGUAUGGACAUACAAAGCUACUAGACACGGCUGAGAAUUCAUUCUUGAAAGGGUUGAAAAUAGCCUCAAUGGGGUUCCUCUUAUAUUUCGUCCCCCAGAAACUGAUGAAAGGCUUUGAAAGCAAAUUCCCGGUAAGCCAAAGUGGAGGCAUAGAAACUACAGAUAGAGGUGUUCCUACGGACAGAUACAGAAGCCCUGGUAGUAGGAGCUCAGGCAGUACAGAUAAGCCAUGGCUGAGACAACUAAGGGAACUUGCAAAGGCUAGCUUCAGCAAAGAUGGAAGUAGGGCUCCCAAUGAUCCUUCAACCAGUGGGACAAAGUGGAGCGGGUUCUGGGCCACAAAGAGGAGUGAUAGCUCCUCUGGAAAUUCAUCCUCAGAUUAUAAGUCAAAACCAGGAGGUUUGUACAAAGACUUAGAAGCCAUUUUUGCAUCAAGGUGAUGCCACACCAUCAACGAAGAUUAAGAAUUGAUAUCUUGAGUUUUUAGUUCAGGGCUUUUGUGUAACUAUGAACAGAUAUUGACUAUUGAGAUAGAAAUCUCUUGAAAACAAUAUUUUGUUGGUAAUUCUAAUGAUUUGAUCCAUUUUCUGUUUGUAGAAAUAUAAUUCUUUUCCUCCU
Molecule: messenger RNA, 3973 nt
Organism: Rubroshorea leprosula
Lineage: Eukaryota; Viridiplantae; Streptophyta; Magnoliopsida; Malvales; Dipterocarpaceae
Source: the annotation of a GenBank genome assembly